UUCAGGGGCUGGAGUGAACCUCACCUGUUGGACUGGCCUUCACACAUGACUCAGGAGCAGAAUGAAUCACAGCUCGUAGCAUACCGAGAGUAGGAGAAAAGGCAGCCUUGACACCGUAGUAAGGUGCUGACGGGUGCUCAGAGGAGACAUCUUCAGACAGCAGAGCUUAAAGAAGAAAUGUAGCUUCCUCUCUGCUGGGAACUGCAUGUUUCUGGCAUUUGCGCACUGAAGAAACACUGACGGCGUGAAGGCGUGAUCCAUCCCAGCUGCACAUACAAAUAUGAAGUUCUUCUGGAUAAUCCCAUUUUUCCUGCUGCAAGACACUGAAGCUUUUCUGAUGAAAAAUGCUAAAGUCAACCUGUGUUUACAAGCCAGCCCGACGAAUGGGAAUUUACUGCUGGAGGACUGUAAUCCAGAGUCAGGUUUCCAGAACUGGUCUUGGCAAGGUGAUUCUUUGAUGAAUCACGGCACACAGAGCUGUCUCUCCGUGGUGGGGGCCAACAGUGUGCAGACAAGUCUCUGCGGCAGCGUGGGCUACACGAGCUGGGACUGCUCAGAUUCACUGCUCUCUCCUCUGGGCAGCAGCCAGGGCUACCUGGUGGCAAACAGGAAAGGAGUUGUUCUCAAAAAUGUAAGAGGCCCCAAGGCCCAAUGGCAAGAUGUUACACAGAGGAGCGUGUGCGAGAAGAAAGCGGCUGAGACAAAGCAAGACAGGUACUUCCCUGCAGCCCUUGCCAGCACACGCGUGUACGACCACACAGCAGGCAACGCGACCCUUGCGCUGGGUAUAGCUCAAGAAGAGCUGGAGGAGCUGCUUUGGUUCUUCCGCAGAGAAGACCCGUCAACGUGGAAUUACUCCGUCCUUGCACUUUCCUUUGUGGCCAUGAUUUUGGGUCUUUUCCUCCUGGGCAUUAACAUUGCGCGAAACAGGAAAAGGAAGAUGCACAUGUACAGAGGAGCGGAGCAAAUCACGCAGCAGGCUGAGCUGGAGGCCAAGCAAGCCCUGAUGCCUGUGCAGGAAUACAGCCCGGCCGAACCACAAAAGCAGGAGCUGGUGCCCCAGGAUCAGAGAUUGGGAGAUGUGGUGGUCCAGUGGAAGGACGGGACGGUCACAUCUCUGUAUGCAGAGAGGUCUGAGGAUGCCAUAUAAUGGCAGCUGAGGUUAAACCAUUUAGGGCCUAAGAAAUGUAUCAGAAUGUCUCAGUUCGUAGUGAUGGAUGUUUAAAAAUGCAGUUUAGCCUGGGGAAAUGAGGAAAAAAGAAAGCAGUGAAGCUGCACCCAUGGCCGUGGCUCUGGACUCGAGGCAAACUCGUGCCUUCCCCAUUUCAUCUCCCAGCUGGCUGGUCUUCACCCGCUGCUCUCUUCUCUCCCCCAGCUUCGCCCCAUCCCACAAACGGGUGGGAGCCGAGCCGGGGCGGGAGGCCGGAGGCCGGAGGCGGGAGGCGGGAGGCUUUUCCUGCAGCCAGCCAGGGAACGUGCCAUCAAGUCCCUCAGGAAAACAGCCACGCUGAAGUGGAGGCGCUUUUGUUCUUUUCAGAAAUUGUCUUUAUUAAAAUACUUUCCAAAGCA
This is a messenger RNA of Grus americana (Whooping crane), 1569 nucleotides long. RefSeq names its product solute carrier family 51 subunit beta (gene SLC51B). Lineage: Eukaryota; Metazoa; Chordata; Aves; Gruiformes; Gruidae. Gene Ontology annotation, molecular function: transmembrane transporter activity; protein heterodimerization activity. The coding region runs from base 281 to 1150 and encodes 289 amino acids. Gene Ontology annotation, cellular component: plasma membrane. The transcript is spliced from 6 exons. The record is from RefSeq and is a predicted model, not a curated record. Gene Ontology annotation, biological process: bile acid and bile salt transport.